AUGGACAAUCGUGCUGCGGAACUUAUACUCAGGGAACGGAACAUUUUCCCAACCAGUGGUUCCGAUAACAUCGCCCUGCUCAACAACAUGUUCGUUUUGGAAAUGUUCUAUAGCAUCACGCAGCUGUAUCAUUUCAAGAACUUCGUCUUUUACAUAUCCGAAAGGCUCGAUCUGAACAACAAGGACGCGCAGGAGUUCUUUCACAAUUUCUGGACCUAUUUUCCAUUGGCGCCCAACCUGAUAAUAACGAGGGAGCACCAUUUGGGCAUACCCAUGAUGCAGUUCAUCAGCACUCCAUCGCUGGUGAUGGUCUUCACUACGGGCAAGGACGAUCCCAUCAUGGAGCUGGCCUCCCACAAUCAACAGGGUAUUCACUGGCUCAAGACGAUCUUCGUCCUUUUCCCCAGCCUAGAAAGCCGUGACUUCCAAACAAAUCCGCAGUCAUUAGCCCACUUCAAGUCGGAGAUUACGGAUGUCUACGAUUGGGUGUGGAAGAAGCAGUUCAUCAACACGCUGUUGAUCACCAUCAAGGAUAAUGUCUUCAUACUGGAACCCUAUCCCACGCCCUCGAUUGUGAACAAAACGGGCGUUUGGAGAGCAGAGGAGUUCUUCCAGAAAUAUGCCAAGAACAUGAAGGGCUACGUGAUAAGGACCCCCAUCAUGUACGAUAUGCCGCGGGUCUUCAAGUCGGAUCGGCCCUCCAACAGCUACGAGAAGAAUUUCAUCCACGGCACCAGUGGGAAUUUGUUUCUGGGAUUCCUGGAAUUCGUGAAUGCCACGCUGUUGGAUGACAGCGCCAAUGUGACGGAUGACUACUUGAACAUGACGAACCUGCUGGAUUUGGUUUCCCUGGGAGUGUACGAGACGCUGAUACACUCCUUCACCGAUACUACCAAGUACGUGGUCAGCUACAGCUAUCCCAUUGGCAUUAACGACUGCUGCAUCAUGGUGCCCUAUCGCAACCAAUCGCCAGCGGAUCAGUACAUGCACGAGGCUCCAGAGAAUGUGUGGAUACUGAUCUGCCUGUUCACGCUCUACAUAACUGUGGCCAUCUACUUGUGUUCACCGCUGCGACCACGUGACCUCAGUGCCGCAUUCCUGCAGUCCAUCUGCACCCUGACCUACAGUGCGCCCACCUUCAUCAUACGCACGCCCACACUGCGUAUGCGCUAUCUUUACUUUCUGCUGGCCAUCUGGGGCAUAGUCACAUCGAACUUGUACAUCUCCCGGAUGACCAGCUACUUCACCACAGCGCCGCCAGUACGACUAAACACGGUGGCGGAUGUGGUGGAGGCCAAUCUGAGGAUCAAAAUGCUGGCCAUUGAGCACGAGAGGAUGGCCAAGUCGCCGCUGCACUAUCCACCAAGCUAUAUGCAACAGGUGGAUCUGGUGGACAAGCACAUGUUGGAUCUGCAUCGUGACCCAUUCAACACCUCCUAUGGCUACACGGUGAGCAGCGAUCGCUGGCGCUUUCUGGACCUGCAGCAGCUCCAUCUGCGGAAGCCCAUCUUCCGGUUGACGGACAUCUGCGAGGGACCAUUCUACCACGUGUUCCCGCUGCACAAGGACUCCCACAUGCGCUCGGUGAUGACCGAGUACAUCAUGAUUGCCCAGCAGGCGGGCCUCAUGAGCCACUGGGAGCGCGAGGCCUUCUGGGAGGCAGUGCAUCUGCACCGCAUCCAGGUGCACCUAUUCGACGAGGAGCCGAUGGCCCUCAGCCUAGACUUCUUCUCCAGCCUUCUGCGCACCUGGACCUUGGGCCUGAUCCUAGCCGGCCUGGCUUUUGCGGCCGAGAUGAAGUGGCACGAGCAUGUGACCUCAAGACGUCGUCCUGUUGUAGGGAUAAGCCGCAAGCCCAGGUCGUUUCUCAGGCGAUUCAUGAAGUUAUGA
This is a messenger RNA of Drosophila teissieri, 1890 nucleotides long. RefSeq lists its product as uncharacterized. The record is from RefSeq and is a predicted model, not a curated record. NCBI's taxonomy places the organism in Eukaryota, Metazoa, Arthropoda, Insecta, Diptera, Drosophilidae.